UCCUAACCCAAUUUGGUUGGACGCGUAGAACAGGUGAAGUGGCGGCGGACUCUUCUUGCUCGCUGCCGGCUCCUCUCUCUCUCUCCCGCGAUGCUCGUCCCCCUUUGUGCCCCCUUUCUCUCCCUGCGGCGGCCGCCACCAGAUGUUCGCGUCGAAGACUCGCAUCCUCUGCUCCGUCAGAAGAAAGCUCAUAUAUUCUCGCUUCUCCUAUUCGGCCGCCGCCUCCGUCUCCUCUUCCCUUCCCAUCUCCGACUCCGACACGCCGCCUCCCUACGAGGACAUCCCCGCUGCCCACGGGUCCCUCUGCCUUUCCCUCCUCCUCCGCCUCGUCCGCCGCGGCUUGCUCUCCGCCGCGUGUUCCGUCCUCGACCGCAUCGUGACGAGGUUGCCCAUCUCCGACGCCACCGCGGCGGUCGACCUCGUGGCGUUCCUCGGCCUCUCCCCUGACCAUGGACGCCUCAUACGCUCCCUCGUUUACUCCGAACAGUUUCUAAAGGCCGAAGCUCUCUUCGCGCACGCCACCAGCGGUGCACUCUCCGAUGAUCCCUCUGUGCUGGAUGCCAUCAUAGAAUGUCUUUGCAAGAUGGGGAAGUUGGUAGAGGCCAAAUUCCAUCUGGACCAGAUGAUAAAACUUCAAACUUUGCCAUCGCAGAGGACGUAUAACGCAUUGCUGCGCGCGCUCUUUACGGAAGCAAAGUUCUUGGAAGCUGUGGACCUCUUCUUGCUAAUGGCAGGCGCCGGCGUUUACCCUUAUUUAUUGUGUUAUAAUCUAUUAAUCCCUAAUUUGUGUUCAAAGGGUUACUUGGGUCAGGCACGUUACCUGUUUGAUACAAUGAUCGGCACAGGCUUGCACCCUGCUGCCCAUGUGUACAAGUCCUUAAUUUGUGGAUAUUGUAAGGAGGGAAGGUUGGAACCGGCUCUGGAUAUUUUCAAGGCAAUGAAGGAAAAUACUUUCUUGAAGCCAGAUUCCUAUGCCUACAAUUCCCUGAUACAUUGCUUCCUGAAACUUGGUUGUGUUGAUUCAGCAUUGGAGCUGUACAAUGAAAUGAUUGAGACCGGAUUGCAACCUAAUGUGGUGACUCACAGUAUGAUGAUCUGUUGGUACUGCAGGAACCACAAGCUGGAUUGUGCUUUGAAGCUGCUUGAUAUGACCUUUAGACAUGGUUUAGUUCCUGAUGUCCAAUGCUUCAGAGUUGUGACAACAGCGCUUUGCAAGGAAAACAGAUUGGUAGAAGCUGAGCAGUUGUUUGAUAAGAUGUUGGAAAGUGGUCUCAUCCCAGAUCCUAUGAUGUUUGUUUUGCUGAUUCAGAAUUUUCCGAAAGGUUAUGGAUUUAAAUUUCUUUGGAAGACUCUGCAGGCUAUAGCUAAGGCAAACAGUACUGCUGAUAAUUUAUAUUCCUCAGUACUUUCCAUUUGUAGUUCAGAUGAAAAGUCUCUAAAAGAAAUAGCAGUUCUACUUGACGAGAUCAUGAAGUGUAAUGUGCUUCCUAUUGAUGUGGUUCUUAAUAUAAUGAUAAGCACCAUGUGUGCAGAAGGAAAACUUGGUGUUGCUUAUUGUUUGAUGGACCAAAUGGUUAGUUCUGGCUGUGAACCUUCAAUUUCAACAUACAAUUUUCUACUAAAAUGCCUAUGCAAAGAGAACCAGAUGGACGACGUUCGACUACUCCUGAACCUAAUGCACAGCAGGGGAGUGGUAGGGAAUGAGGCUACUUAUUCCAUUGUGAUACAUGCAUAUGGAAAACUUGGGGACAUAGACUCAGCUUUUGAAUCAUUUGAUCAGAUGAUUGAUCAAGGUGUUGAGCCUAAUGUCGUUAUCUAUGACUCGAUAAUCAGUUGUCUGUGCAGAAUGGGAAGGCCAAGGGCAGCUGAGCUAGUGUUUGACAGAAUGAUAGGAGGAGGGGUCAUGCCUGAUGAAGCUGCCUAUACUACUCUUCUAAAUGGUUACUCUAAAAUUGGCAGGCCUUUUGAUGCUUGUCGCCUUUUUGAUGAGAUGAUAGAUCAGGGUUUGCAGCCUAGCUCCCAUGCCUAUAGUGCACUUAUAAACGGACUAAUAAAAAGAAACAUGUUUAGAAAAGCCUGCCAUUAUCUGGAUAAGAUGUUGAUGGAUGGGUUUCUUCCAGAUACAGUUCUCUAUACAAUGCUAUUUAGUCAGUUCUUCAAGAAAGGGGACGUAUCCUUAGCCCUGGAUCUAGUCGACUUGAUGAUGAGAAACCAGAUUGAACCUGAUCUGAUUACCUAUGGAUCAUUAGUUAGUGGGCUUUGCAGAAAUGUCUUGCGUCGAAAUAGAAUGCCUCCUCCAUUGUCUUGGAAACUGGAAGACGCAAGAUGCAUGCUUUUCAGGUUGCUGCCACAGAAAACUGUGUGCCUAGAAAAGAUAGAACACAGGGAUUAUUGCAGAUCAACUGCACAAACGAUUGAGCUUGCGUUAAAUAUAAUGCAAGAUCUAGCGGACAAUGGGAUGAUGCCAGAUCUUCAUGUUUAUAAUGGAAUGCUCAAUGGAUUAUGUCGAGCUAACAUGAUUCAAGAUGCUUAUGAUUUGGUUACACUAAUGCAGAAAGUUGGCAUCAUUCCCAACCAGGUGACCUUUACAAUUUUAAUGAAUGCCCACAUCAGAGUAGGUGAGAUUGACCGUGCUGUUCAGUUAUUCAACCACAUGAAUGGAGAUACACAUGUUCCUGAUAAAAUCUCCUAUGACACAUUAAUUAAGGGUUUUUGCAAGGCUGGAAGAGUUGAUGAGGCUCUGUCGCUUGUUAAAAUGAUGCAGAAAAGAGGCUUUUGCCCAAGCAAUACUGCAUAUGAUACACUAGCUGAAUCUCUGUUUCUUAGUUCUUCCACUGACCUUGCCAUCAAGCUGCUUGAGGAGAUGCUUUCUAAUGGUUAUGUGCCACGGCCUAGUAAUUUUUAUAAGUUGAUCUGAUUUCUCUCUGAAAGUAAUUUGUUUGAGGCUCAUAGAUUUUUUAAUAUGAUGCUGAAAAGAGGAAAAAGUCCGGAUCAGGAAACAAAGAUGCAUUUGGUUGAAAUGUGUUUCAGGCAUGGACUAUUUGACAUGGCUUUUGAGAUUGAAGGAAACACAUUAAUCCAUGAGAACUCUCGACGGAGUGAGUGCCAUUAAGCAUCAAAAGUUAUUGGAAUCGUGCCUGAAAUUUUUGAAUGCUUAAUUGAUUUUCGUCCUUCAUUAACCUUCUAUUUAAGGACAAUUACAUAAGCUGACAAUUAAAUUGUCAAGCGGCAUGGGCGUAAGUUCCAGGCUUGUGCUAAUGAAAGGACAAGAAGAACCUGGAUGCUGCUCUUCAAAUGAAAGAAUUCAAGUUGCACGAUAACUAUUUCAGGUUAUUGUUUGAUCAAGUUCUAUUUGACGAACUAUUCAAAUGCAUGAGGACCACGUCCAAUAGACAAGGGAGUGAAUUAUGUUGCUGUCAGUCACCCUCUACAUGAUGAAGCGUGUUCCAUGUGGUGCUCAAUGGAAGUUGAACAGUGAUAUGCUAGACAUGAGAAGCAGUGGUGAAGGCACACUGUGGUUAACUCCCAGUGGUUAAAUAAAUAUCCAUUUUUGGUGCACUUAUUAAGUGGGAGUUCAGCAAUACAAAGGAGACCGAAUCAGGAAGCUUCUCUAUAUUCUUUUAUUCAACAAUUGCUUGCACGUAUAUUUGGGAAUUUGGAUGUGGUGGAGAUGAUUGCCUUUGCUUACAUGUAAAUGUUAGGUACCGGCAUCUUCGACGAUGAUGUGUCUUGCACCGGCAUCGGUCUUAUACGCCCCAUUUGUGAAUGUUGUCAUUUUAAUUGGGGUUAAUGUUUGCCUAUGCCUCAACUAGAGACAAACCGUUUCGGCCUUUUCCUGUUAGUUGCAAUGCUUCUCAAAAGGGACAAAUAGUGGGAUCGUUAGGUAGCGUCAAAGGCACUGCAUUGUUAUUUGGACUGGGCGGAAAAGGUUCCUAUAUAAGCUGUUCUACACAUCACAAGUGCUUAUUUUAUCUAUGUUACCUGGGACCAUUGGAGUGGGUACAAGAAAUUUCUUACUACAGUACUUUGAGGCAAGGGCCCUCCACCCUAUGUAUCUAAUACACAUCUUAAUGUAUUCAUACAUGCAUGUUACUGUAGAAUUGUGGAUAGUUUUCUUGCUAUUGUAGAUUGCUUCAAGCCGUC
Messenger RNA from Musa acuminata AAA Group (dessert banana), 4143 nucleotides. RefSeq names its product pentatricopeptide repeat-containing protein At5g62370-like. Bases 143 to 2917 code for a protein of 924 amino acids. Gene Ontology annotation, molecular function: protein binding. The transcript has 5 exons. The record is from RefSeq and is a predicted model, not a curated record. Lineage: Eukaryota; Viridiplantae; Streptophyta; Magnoliopsida; Zingiberales; Musaceae.